AUGUCGACUGAUAGGCGUGGGCGCGGCCGAGGAGGCUCAAGGUACGAUUCACAGCCGAGAUCUGUUCUGGUGUCGAAAGCACUCUCUCGCUUGCUGAGACACGCCGCGGAGCAGGAGCGAAUUCCUAUCGACAACCAUGGCUAUGUCAGAGUGGACCAUCUACUGGCGUGGCAGAGACUCAGGAGCAUGAAGCCACCAGUGACGUUCGAGGAGGUCGUCGAAUCAGUUGAAGAUAACGAGAAAAAGCGCUUCGCUCUGAAAUAUGUCAGCAAAGACCCAGACACCACGGAAGUGACACCUGAGAACUCUACUGCUUUAGAACCCAGCCAAGAACCAACCACUGAAGCUGAAGUGGACACGGAAACGCAAAAGGCAAUAUCCAUGUUCCAAUCGACCAUGGGCGAUACCGAUUCAAAGCGUUUCUUCAUCCGCGCAACACAAGGCCACAGCAUGCGGGCCGUGGAAGCCGAGAACCUGCUAAAACCAAUCUCUCUCGACGACCCUGACAGCAUCCCCACCACAGUCGUCCACGGUACAUUCUACGGAGCGUGGAAUCCCAUCCUGCAGACUGGAGGACUGAAGAGCAUGACGAGAAACCACGUACAUUUUGCCACGGGACCACCCUUGGGCGAUGUCCUCCCCGCACCGUCACUCGACACCACGACCACUACCACUGCACAGCGGCAAAAGGGAAAUCUAGGCCACUUAAUGGGUGAGAACAAAGUCAUAAGCGGAAUGCGGACCGACGCGCAGAUCCUGGUGUACAUCGACAUUCGAAAGGCGCUGCAAGAAGAGCCGGAAAUUAAGUGGUGGAGGAGCGAGAACGGGGUCAUCCUGACGGAGGGCAUCGCUACAGAUUCUCAACCAGAAGGAGGUGUAAAACUCGUUCCGAAGAAGUACUGGCUCGCUGCUGUGGAGAUCAAACAGGGUUUGGGGCUGUUGUGGAAACAGGGUGAGGGCGACAAUGGUGUCGUGCAGGAGCUGCCCGAGGCAUUACGAAAUCGGGCUGUUCCUAGAGGAAAGGGUGGUGGACAUAGAGGAGGCCGUGGUGGGCGAUCGAAAGGCCGGGGUUAG
Exophiala bonariae is the source of this 1074-nucleotide messenger RNA. RefSeq lists its product as uncharacterized. Gene Ontology annotation, molecular function: tRNA 2'-phosphotransferase activity. The transcript has a single exon. NCBI's taxonomy places the organism in Eukaryota, Fungi, Ascomycota, Eurotiomycetes, Chaetothyriales, Herpotrichiellaceae. The record is from RefSeq and is a predicted model, not a curated record. Gene Ontology annotation, biological process: tRNA splicing, via endonucleolytic cleavage and ligation. The coding region runs from base 1 to 1074 and encodes 357 amino acids.